AUGGCUGCCCCUGCUGCCAAAAGCUGGAAAAAUUCCGAACGCGAAUUCCUCGUUGAUGACAAUACCUUUCGGAAACGGAGUCUACGUCCUGAUGAGUACAUCGUCAAUAUCAAAGGGGACCUUUUUGUCCCACGACAGGGCUACGAGCGGCUGCAGAACGAGGCGGCAUGCAUCCGCUUCAUUCGAGAGAACACCGAAAUCCCGGUGCCCGAAGUCUUGCAAGCUUAUGACGACAAAGGCGCCUUUGUCCUCACCACAAGGCGGUUGCAUGGCAUCGAAAUGCGCGAGUUGAGUGCCGAGCAGCAAUCUGUUGUCAUGGGGCAGGUUGAGUCCCAUUUGCACACCCUCCGAUCGCUCCGGGGUGUCUACACAGGCGGCCCUACCGGCAUCGUCUGUCCGCCUCCAAGGGUGACUCGAUGGUUCCCCGAGGGCACGACGUGGACCUCAACCGCCCCUGGUCCCGAGGGGCCUGAUCUGGUCUUCUGCCAUGGCGACCUCUCCCAGAGCAACAUUCUCGUCGACCCCAAAACUCUCAAAAUCGAGGCUAUCAUUGAUUGGGAAUUUGCUGGCUUUUGGCCAGAGGACUUCGAGGCGCCCUACUUCAGAGACCCCAGUCCUUCUGGGGCCCAAUUUACCCAACGCGCCUCAAAUGCCCAGCUAAUAGCUUUCAUGGAAAGCCAAGGCCACAAGCUGGAUAAUUAA
Molecule: messenger RNA, 702 nt
Organism: Pyricularia pennisetigena
Lineage: Eukaryota; Fungi; Ascomycota; Sordariomycetes; Magnaporthales; Pyriculariaceae
Exons: 1
Coding region: 1-702 (233 amino acids)
Source: RefSeq, a predicted model, not a curated record